AUGCCAGCUGCGGGGCAACUCCGCAGAAACGACCAUGAGCAGAGGUGUCUGGAGAGCAGACUGCUGACCCGCGCCGGAACACGCCGGUGUUACGUCGGCGGGAAACGCAGGACACGCGGUUCCACGCCCGCUCGCUCAAACACAAGACGAGCAGAGCGCCGCCGGCGUGACCUCGUCAGACCGGGCGAGGGGGCCGGAGCUAAGUCCAGGGAGACGCGGUCCGUCCGCCGGCGUGACCUCGUCAGACCGGGCGAGGGGGCCGGAGCUAAGUCCAGGGAGACGCGGUCCGUCCGCCGGCGUGACCUCGUCAGACCGGGCGAGGGGGCCGGAGCUAAGUCCAGGGAGACGCGGUCCGUCCGCCGGCGUGACCUCGUCAGACCGGGCGAGGGGGCCGGAGCUAAGUCCAGGGAGACGCGGUCCGUCCGCCGGCGUGACCUCGUCAGACCGGGCGAGGGGGCCGGAGCUAAGUCCAGGGAGACGCGGUCCGUCCGCCGGCGUGACCUCGUCAGACCGGGCGAGGGGGCCGGAGCUAAGUCCAGGGAGACGCGGUCCGUCCGCCGGCGUGACCUCGUCAGACCGGGCGAGGGGGCCGGAGCUAAGUCCAGGGAGACGCGGUCCGUCCGCCGGCGUGACCUCGUCAGACCGGGCGAGGGGGCCGGAGCUAAGUCCAGGGAGACGCGGUCCGUCCGCCGGCGUGACCUCGUCAGACCGGGCGAGGGGGCCGGAGCUAAGUCCAGGGAGACGCGGUCCGUCCGCCGGCGUGACCUCGUCAGACCGGGCGAGGGGGCCGGAGCUAAGUCCAGGGAGACGCGGUCCGUCCGCCGGCGUGACCUCGUCAGACCGGGCGAGGGGGCCGGAGCUAAGUCCAGGGAGACGCGGUCCGUCCGCCAGGGCCGGCGGCAGCGGCUGCUACGCUUGGGAAGCUGGAGCGGCGGCUCUGACUUUGACAAGUAGGAAUCUUAAGAGGACAGACAUAACAAUGAUCUAUCGGCCAGCCAACAAACCACCUACUGUGGUCAACAGCAUUUGGAAAACGGACUUUUCAGCACCAAGCUACUAGGAUGGACACACUUACCGUCCAAGCCUGAAAGGAGAGAACGGCUCCGCUGCAGCUGGGCGAUACAUCUGAGGCUCUAAUACGAGACACUCUAGCUGGGAUUGAAAACCCAGGUUUCCAGUUCUCUAGGACCAGGAUCUCUCCACGAUAUUACACUCUCUGGAUGAUGAAAUCAGCUUCUGCUUUCACAGCCAGUUCAGUACAGCCACGACAGCAGACGGUGAAGAGGGAACAAGCGUUAUGCGCAGGACAGGGACGUGACCUCCGCCCUCUGACUCACCGUCCGCCGGGAGGGACCUCACACGGCCAGGGAACACGUUUUAGAGAUUAAGGACCAAGCCAAGUUCUGGCAAGGGCAAGCAGGAAGGUCUGCUGAGGCCAAAGAGCGUGACAUACAGGUCCACAGCGCCAC
Odocoileus virginianus texanus is the source of this 1469-nucleotide messenger RNA. NCBI's taxonomy places the organism in Eukaryota, Metazoa, Chordata, Mammalia, Artiodactyla, Cervidae. The record is from RefSeq and is a predicted model, not a curated record.